Messenger RNA from Argentina anserina (silverweed cinquefoil), 2774 nucleotides. RefSeq lists its product as uncharacterized. Gene Ontology annotation, molecular function: mRNA binding. Gene Ontology annotation, cellular component: cytoplasm. Gene Ontology annotation, biological process: regulation of gene expression. NCBI's taxonomy places the organism in Eukaryota, Viridiplantae, Streptophyta, Magnoliopsida, Rosales, Rosaceae. The transcript has 7 exons. The coding region runs from base 147 to 2537 and encodes 796 amino acids. The record is from RefSeq and is a predicted model, not a curated record.
UCCUGAUAUAUCAAGUUAUCAACUCCCUUCUCCCUCCAUCCAUCCACCUCUCAAAUACGACGCUCACAUUUAUUGAAGAAAACCCUAGAUUCCUCACCUCACUGACUUCAUCCAACUCUCUCCCCCCACUCUAGAUUCCGAUCCGUAUGGCGGAGGAGGAGGUUCUUGUGGUCGCCGCCAGCCCGAAGCCGUCGGAUCACAAACGCAAGCUCGACGAAUUGGAGACCGAACAAGAAUUGGUCCUCGAAGCGCCGCCUAAAUCCUCCGGCGAGAUUCAGGUCUCGAAUGCCGAGCCCGAUGCGGCUAAUGAAGUUGAGGUGUCGCAGCCGUCCGAUGAAUCUGACGCCAAACGGCCCCGUCUUGAUGACAGCUCCGACGAUUUAGCGAGGGCGAAUGGGCACCAGGAGAAGUUUGAUGAGCCUCCAAAGGAGAAUGACGAGGAAGAUCACGUAGUGGUGAUCGAAACGGGGAGUUUUGUUACUUCUCAGCCUGAAUGUGUGGACCCCACGCAAACAGCAGUCGACGAUCAACGCGAUGACACUAAUGGUGAGACGAGUGACAUUCAAAAGCUUUCUGUUGAGGAUGCUGAAGAGGAGCCUCCACCGUACACCGGAGAGCAAGGGGACGCCGUGGAACAAGAGAAGACCACAGAGGCUCUCCCUAAGGAACAAGAGAAAACGGAAGCUUUCCCUGGGGAACAAGAGCAAGGUGGGCAACAAGAUCAAGGGGAUGCUUUCUCUGCCGAACAGGACCAGUUUUCUGAGCAUGAGGCUGUCACGCGCAGAAUGGAGGUUCCUAAUAAUAAGGUUGGGGUUCUGAUUGGUAAGGCUGGAGAUACUAUUCGGUACUUGCAAUACAAUUCUAAAGCAAAAAUUCAAAUCACAAGGGAUGCUGAAGCAGAUCCAUAUGCACCUACAAGGCCUGUAGAGAUAACAGGAAGUUUGGAAAGUAUCAGCAAAGCUGAAAAGCUUAUAAAUGCUGUAAUUGCAGAGGCGGAUGCAGGGGGUUCUCCUUCUCUGGUGGCUAGGGGCGUUGCUACUGCACAGGCAGUUGAAGCAGCAGAACAAGUUCAGAUACAAGUACCAAAUGAUAAGGUUGGUUUGAUUAUAGGCAGAAUGGGGGACACCAUUAAAGGCCUGCAGGCCAGAACAGGGGCCCGUAUUCAGUUGAUACCUCAACAUCCUCCAAAGGGUGAUGAAUCCAAAGAAAGGACAGUGCGAGUAACUGGUGAUAAGAAGCAAAUUGACAUGGCCAGGGAAUUGAUAAAGGAAGUUAUGAAUCAGACUGUGAGGCCAUUUGGUGGUUUUAACCAUCAGACUUAUCGGUCCCAUGGACCAGGUGGUCCCCAAUGGGGUCCAGUAGGUGCUCGUCCAUCCCAGCACUCUUCAUAUGACUAUCAGCAACGGCGACCAUAUCAGAGUCGUAAUACUCAGUACCCUCCUACAUAUGGGAAUCAUCCUCAACAUAUGGGUCCUAGAAGUGGCUUUGGUUCUGGGUGGGAGCAAAGGCCACCUCCAAAUAUGCAGGGGAUGCCUCCACAUGGUGGUGGUUAUGAUUACUAUGGCGGACACGGAGCAGAAGGUCUGGCGCAACAUUCUGCUCAUGGCCCUUCUUAUGCUCCUGGCCCUUCUCCCAACCCUACAAUGGGUGGACCUCCUUCCCAACCUAACUAUUAUGGACAGCCACAUGGUUCAGACUACAGGCAUCCGGCUCCUUAUUCUCAUUCUGCACCUCCUCAGCAUGGCUAUGGACAUGGAUACGAAGAACCAAAAUAUGAUAAUCAUGCUCCAACACAGCAGCCCUAUGGCGGACAUGGAGCUUCUCAGCCGUAUCCACAAACUGGAGCUCAGUCAGGUUAUGGUCCACCGCAGCAUUUUGGUAAGCCACCAGCAUAUACCAUGCCAUCUCAGGGACCACCUCCCCAGCCUUAUGUUGCCCCCAUGGCUAGCCAACCAGGAGAACAAGUUUAUCAGAACCCAGCUCAGCCAUAUGGUCAGAAUGCCCCUGCUCAACAGCCAUAUCCAUAUGCAUCCACUGCACCUGCUCAACAGACGUAUGCUCCACCAUAUGGUUCUGCCCCGUCUACUGAUGGAUACAAUCAGCCACCAACUGCUUCAAGCACAGGUUAUCCACAGCAAGGCGGGCAGCCUGCUAGUUAUGGUCAGCCUGCAUCUGGCUAUGCACAAGCAGCUCCUGCAGCAGGGUAUGCACAAUAUCCAACGGCUCAACAAGGUUACCCUGAGCAGGCUGCCUCAUACACUGGCGGUUAUGGGUACCAAGGGUCUCAAGAUCCUGCCUAUGGAGGUGUCUCUGCACCUGCCUAUGGUGCGGCUCCAGUUGCACAACAGGGCUACGCUCAACCAGCACCUGCAGCAGCUGUGGUGCAGCCGGGCUACACCCAGCCAGCACCAGCAACAACUCAACAGAGUUACGAUCAGUCGGUCCCGCAGUCAGGUGCUUAUGGGAAAACAGUGUCACCUCAGCCUGCUGGCUACGCUCAGUACGACUCGAGCCAAAUGUAUGCUGCACCUCGUUGAGUGAUACUAAUGUAGUUUUGAGAGCUUCAUGUUGCGGCUUAUGCGCCAUGUUCAUCUUUUAAUUCUAUUAGUUAUUAGCUAGUUAGGCCUCCGUGACUGGAUCACUCAUGGAACUUUGCCGUUGCUGCUUUGAUUCAUGUAAUGUAGUGUUAAUGCCUUGAUAAAAUUCUGAAACUUGACCAUGAGUUACUGAUGAAUUCUUCUCUUAACAUUUCAAUUUGUUCGUCCUUCCCUUUA